Wallemia mellicola CBS 633.66 is the source of this 1143-nucleotide messenger RNA. RefSeq lists its product as hypothetical. The coding region runs from base 274 to 1050 and encodes 258 amino acids. The transcript has 3 exons. Gene Ontology annotation, molecular function: RNA polymerase II cis-regulatory region sequence-specific DNA binding; DNA-binding transcription factor activity, RNA polymerase II-specific. NCBI's taxonomy places the organism in Eukaryota, Fungi, Basidiomycota, Wallemiomycetes, Wallemiales, Wallemiaceae. The record is from RefSeq and is a predicted model, not a curated record. Gene Ontology annotation, biological process: regulation of transcription by RNA polymerase II.
AAGGUACAAUAAUUUACAAAUAGCUUGGGGUAAAAGUGUCUUGAAUUUGUCUUAAAAAGAUACCAUAAUUCAGCUAUAUAGAUUCAUAAAACUAAACACAAAUUGUCAGCAAAUGCCGAUUUCAUGCAUACCACCGGCCAAUUUCAUAAUUAAAAAUGAUGACAGCGAUACGCCGGUACAUUCCAGGCACGAAAAUUGAAUUGAUAAAAAGCUGCGUGAUUGGAUUCUUCUUAAUUAGCAAACACAAACGUCUUUCAUUCAAAAAAGCCUCUAAUGGACGCAUUCACAUUCAAUCAAGGACCUUUGUCUCCAUGUACAUCUCCUUCAGAUUCCCCUAUACAUUCCAUUGGGCUACCAAACUACACAUUCCCACCUUCACCUCAAUCAAGUCAGCCUUCAGUAAAGAGAGUGAGACUCGAAGACAGCAAUUUACAAGAUUACAGCAUUGGAUUGUUGAACUCAAGUCCAGGAUUGGAUAGCUCACCAGUACAAGCAAUAAACAAAAAGAGGAAAUUGAGCACUGAUCUUUCAACAAACACAACAAAUGCAUUGGGGUUGGAUUAUAACAAAGAAAAUGAUUUUGACUAUAACUUCAGUAGCUACUUCUACCCAAAUCAAGAUAAUGCAGCACUCAACUUUACAUACUCAAACUGGUGGAUUCCAAAUACCACAUCAACAUUACCAACUCAAGCUACUACACCUCGCGCAUAUAAUAACAGCUGGUACCUCCUUAAUCAGGAUGAUGAACCAGAGGAGAUUGACAGAAGGUCUUCAACUUCUUCAACUGUCUCAUCAACUAGUUCGUACUCUGAAUCACCAAAGGUGUUAGAGUCCCCUGUUUCUGAAGUGAAUGAUCCAUUUAUUAAGGCUAUUCAACAAUCACCUAUUAAUAUCCCAACUGAGUCAAGGGCUAAGGCAAAGAAGCAACAAGAGAGCGUACCAAGAAAAAGAGGAAAGUUACCAAAACAUGUAACUGAAAUACUCAGAAAAUGGUUAAUGGAGCACGCGGGACACCCGUAUCCAUCCGAGGAGGAGAAGAAGAUGCUUUAAUUGGUUUAUCAACGCUAGAAGAAGAAUAUUAGUCCCUGCACCAAUGAACAGUACACCAAAUCAAUCACGUAAAAAAUCAACCAAGCAAGCAAU